Molecule: messenger RNA, 8045 nt
Organism: Alexandromys fortis (reed vole)
Lineage: Eukaryota; Metazoa; Chordata; Mammalia; Rodentia; Cricetidae
Gene: Rab11fip1
Product: RAB11 family interacting protein 1
Exons: 6
Coding region: 82-3804 (1240 amino acids)
Biological process (GO): regulated exocytosis
Cellular component (GO): intracellular membrane-bounded organelle
Molecular function (GO): small GTPase binding
Source: RefSeq, a predicted model, not a curated record
GGCCAGGGAGCCGGGUGGGCGGUUCAUACCGACGCCGCGGCUACCUUGUGGCCUCCCAGCUGGGAGCGGCGGUCGGCCACCAUGUCUCUGGGGGCCUCAGCGGGCCGGGGUCUGGGGACCAUGUGGUCCCCUACACACGUGCAGGUGACGGUGCUACAGGCGCGGGGCCUGCGGGCCAAGGGUCCCGGGGGCACGAGCGAUGCGUACGCGGUGAUCCAGGUGGGCAAGGAGAAGUACGCCACGUCGGUGUCGGAGCGCAGCCUGGGCGCGCCCGUGUGGCGCGAGGAGGCCACCUUCGAACUGCCGCCUCUGCUGUCCUCGGGGGCCGCGCCCGCCGCUGCCGCCACCCUGCAGCUCACCGUCCUGCACCGCGCGCUGCUCGGGCUCGAUAAGUUCCUGGGUCGCGCCGAGGUGGACCUGCGGGAGCUGCACCAGGACCAGCGCCGCAGGAAGACACAAUGGUACACCUUGAAGUCCAAGCCAGGAAAGAAGGACAAAGAGCGAGGAGAAAUCGAGGUCGAUAUCCAGUUUAUGAGAAACAACAUGACCGCCAGCAUGUUUGACCUCUCCAUGAAGGAUAAGUCCCGGAAUCCUUUUGGAAAACUGAAGGACAAGAUCAAAGGGAAGAACAAGGAUAGCGCAUCGGACACCGCUUCAGCCAUCGUCCCCAGCACGACACCCUCGGUCGACAGCGAUGAGGAGUCUUCCCCCAAAGACAAGAAAAAGAAGUCAAAGAUCAAGACUCUGUUUUCCAAGUCGAAUUUGCAGAAGACGCCGCUCUCCCAGUCCAUGUCUGUCCUGCCUACGUCCAAGCCAGACAAAGUGAUGCUCCGCCCCGGAGACUUGCAGUCCCGGUGGGACGAUGACGAGGAUGAGUCCUCCUCCACCUCGGAUGUCAUGUCCCACAAGAGAACACCCAGCAUGGAUCACGCACAACCGAACCAGACCAACUUCAGCCUUCCCAAGAAAGAGGGGCUCUCCUUCCUCGGCGGCCUCCGCUCUAAGAACGACUCCCUCUCAAGAUCUAACCUCUGUAUCAAUGGGAACCAUGUUUAUAUGGAACAGACAGAGGCUAAGAGUGAGGUCAGGGACAGCAGCCCUUCAAAUUCCCCAUCCCCGCAGGGCUUCCGGAAGAGGCAUUUAUUCUCCUCCACUGAAAACCUGGCUGCCCGGUCUCCUAAGGAACUAGGGGAAGUAACCUCUGACAGACAGCUGUCCGAUGCUUCCACCAAGGAUUCUGUGAAGUCCAUGUCUUUGCCAUCCUACCGAUCUCUGACCAGCGAGGAUGGUAGAGAGAGCGUGUCUCCAGCAAACGUGGAGACUCCGAGAGAAAUGAAAGAGAGCAAGAAGCAGGAGAGCAAGAAGUCCUCCCUGCUUUCUCUGGUGACAGGAAAGAAAGAUGCGGCUAAAGGCAGUGAAGGCGAGCCUCUUCCCACUGUCUCAGAGAAAGAGAAGGAAAGGCAGGGCGUGCGCGUGGAAGCCCAGCUGAGGGAGGAAGACCCUGGGAGACGGUCAGAGAGAGAUGUCGUACCUGCCGCCUCGGAGAGGGGCAACUCCCUGAACCGCUUUGAAGAUGUACAGAUCUCAGCCCCAGAAGCCGGCCUGGAGCCUAAGUCUGAACCAAAGCCACCAGUUCCCGCUGCGAGGGCUCUGCAGACCAAAGCCGUGAAGCCUAGACUGGACGCACCUCCAGAGGCCCAACCCAAAGCCAGGCUUCCUUCCCCUGACUCUGCUCUCUCUCCUUCUCUUCCUUCCAGCUCUCCUCAGGCCCCUCUCUUUUCUGACCCGAGAGGUGACGCAGAGACACAAUCCUCUGAAAGUCCUUCUGCCUCCUCCUCUUUCUCAUCUCCCCUGGCAGCUCCCCUCUCCACAUCCACCCCAAUUGAACACUGGCCCCCCACAGGCAAGAGGGAGAUUGAUGCUGAAGAACCCCCUUUGUUCCUCAAGGCUGUCUCUCAGAAGGAGAGUGUAAUGUCAGCUCCGAACACUGGUUCUUCUGCCUCAGGACCGCCUUUUAAACAACUGACCAUCCCAGUGCAGAAAGGGAUGGAAGAUUCUUCAGGGGGCGAGACCAAGGAGACAGGCACUGGGAAGGAAGCCGGCAGUGAUGAGUCAGGAAAGAACCCCAUGAGACAUCAUGAAGAACAUGUGAAGGUUCCUGUCCCAGAGCAACACUGGGCCCCCUCACCUGAAGAGAUCCCGGACGUACCCUCUGGGCCUUCACUCAGGAGUGGCAGCAGUGCAAACCCUGCUGAGAAGUCCCCCUCAGAGGGAAAGACGGACUCUGAGCGUCAGUCUAGGUCUUUUGUGGAGAACGAUCACGGUGGUGGGAUGGCUCGUGCAGGCAAAGAAGCAACACCCCCUCUUCAAGAGGAAGAGGCGGCCUCCCUGUUUGAUAGCAUAGCAAGGAAACACGAAGAGAUACAUUCGAAUGCCAGUGGAGGUGAAAAGAAAGUCAAGAAACGUGUGUCCUUCUCUGAACAACUCUUCGUGGAAGAAGAAACAGAAAAACCCACUGAGCUUGAGGAGGAGGAUGAGAGCCAUCCCCAGCGGCUGACACGUGAAGGACCUAUGGCUGGAGGCAGCCCUGAUGCAGAGUCUCCUGAGUGUCCCCACACAGAAGGCGCAGGAGAGGAACCUGUGACCACGGCACCUCGGCCCAUCACUCCUUCUGAAAGCGAGAGUUUCUCAGAAGAUCCCACAAGUGGCGCCAGCCCAGCAAGAGUCACCCGACUCUGGAGGGUCGUGGAGAAUGGUGGCCUUAUGACUCAGUAUCAGAGCAAAGCCAGCGAUCAUGAAGGCCUGCUGUCUGACCCGCUGAGCGACCUCCCAUCUGCCUCUGAUCUGAGCCUGUCUCUUCCUUCCAUUCCCGAAGUGGCAUCAGAUGAUGAAAGAAUAGACGAGGCUGGAGAUGGAGGAGAGGCAGAAAAGCUGGUUGAUCCACAAGCAGGAGUUUCACCCCUGAACAUGUCACCUUCCGGUCUGGAGAAGGCAGAGGGGCUGAGUGGGGGGACACAUGAGUCGGUGCUCGUGGAGAAUCCACAUGACUUCAGGCCAAAUUCUUCCAGAAUGGCUCCUUCCGAGCAGACAGCAGCACUAGGAAUUGCUGAGCCCCGUCUUGGCAAGAGCUCAGGUGUGAAUAAACAGUUACCAGGCCCUGGUACUGCCGAGGAAGAGGAACUGGAGCCCAGUGGGAGGCCAGGCUCUCCUCUCCGCACACCCCAGGGCUCUCCCCUGCCCAGCCCCCCACCCUCUGAGACCUUUCCUGCUGCACACUCUUUGCCUCGCUCUCCACAUUCCAGUGGCCACCACACCAGUGUAGCAGAGUCUCAAAUAAAAGCAACCCCAGAAGGCUCCGCUGGUAAAGUUGAAAAUUUUGGCAAGAAGAAGCCACUCCUCCAAGCCUGGGUCACACCCUCAGAGAUACAUCCAGUCUCGGCUCAGCCAAGCGCUGGAGCUGGGGCAGCCAAGCACAGGCUUCAUCCCGUGAAGCCGAUGAACACAACAGCCACCAAGAUUGCAAACCCCAGCUUGGGUACUGCUGCCAUCAUCAGUGAGAACACGAUCAACGAAGCCACUAUAAAGAAAUACCAGCCGUCGGAUCCUGCCUUCGCCUACGCACAACUGACCCACGACGAGCUGAUCCAGUUGGUCCUCAAACAGAAGGAAACCAUCAGCAAGAAGGAGUUCCAGGUGCGAGAGCUGGAAGACUACAUUGACAACCUGCUGGUCAGGGUCAUGGAGGAGACGCCCAACAUCCUCCGAGUGCCGUCUCAGCUUGGCAAGAAGGCCGGAAAGAUGUGACCUGCAGGAGGGAAGUGGAGAUGUUUUGUGAUCUUGUGUCCGGUGCCUCUUGAGGUCAAGGGUGUGUGGUCUGCCUAAUAACCAGCACACAGGCUCCCAUUACCGGGUGUGUGCCUUGUCUGUCAAGAGUCAAUUCUCCUAGUUGAAACCAGGUUAAUUAUUACAAUGAAUCUUGUCUAUACAUUCCCAGAGUGUGUGUUUAAAUGCCACGGUGCCUUUAACUAAGUUGUGAAUGCACGAUUUGAUCCUGAGCCAUCGAUUCAGGGGGCGCCAUCGGAACUAAUGUAUUUUAACACUGGGGUUGCUGCCCUCUGGUACCGAGAUUUUUCCAGUAUGUAUCCUCCAUGAAGCCAGGCUUUGGCUGAGAUCAGAAAGGGACUCUACUGUGGGACCGUUUUACCUCCUUUCUUGGUGUUGGAGCAGCUCAAGUAUGGCAUAUGCUAAAUUUUUAUGUCUUGUGAACGUCCGAAGAGUCAAGGGUUGUUUGGGUAGGGUUUUUGUUGGGGGAGGGGCAUUGUUCUGUUUUUAAGAUGGGCUCUUGUCUAGUCCAGGCUGCUCUUGAACUCACUGUAUAGCUGAGACUAGCCUUCUUAGACUUUGAACAAGCUGCCUCUUCCAUUUCCUUCUACCUUCUAGCCUUAAAAGUAUGCUCUUGUGGAUGGGGAGAUACAGCCCAGUGGGUAAAGGGCCUGCAGUAGCUGCAGACGCUGGAGGGGCGGGGGCGGGGGGAGGGGGAGCAGGGACAGGACAGGCAGAUCCCAGGGCCUCACUGGCCAGCCUUUCUAGCUGAAACAGGGAACUCUGGAUUCAGUGAGGGACCCUGUCUUAAUAACGUGAAAAGCUACCUUAAACCUCCGCCCUUCAUAUUCUCCCACAUAGGUGAGCGCGCAUGCGCACACACACAGACAUGCUCCCACACCCACAAGCACAUACACACAGCGUGCUCUUUAGAUCCAUAGGGCCGUCUCCCGGAGAUAUGAAGGAAUUAAGGGGCUCAGCCGUUAAGAGCACUGACUGCUCUUCUAGAGGGACCCAGGUUCAAUUCCCAGCACCCACACGGUAGCUUACAACUGUAACUCCAGUUCAAGGGGAUCCGACACCCUCACACAGACAUACAUUCAGGCGAAACACCAAUGCACAUUUUUAAAAAAAGUCACUUUCCAUCUAAGUAGGAAAAAAUGGUCAGAGCCCCUCCUCUCGUGCUGACAGGGCUCCUGUUGCUGGAUUGGCCUCUCCGGUGUCUGGAGAGAGGACUAAGCGAUCCAGAUGCUUGCUCCAACAUCUGUGACGUAGAGAAUGACUAGGAAGGGUCCUUUGGCUACGUCCUUCAUUCCACGUCCUUGCUCCCAUUUACUUAUCUUGCUGGCUUUCCUGGCAGCCUUCUGGGAAGGGAGUAGCCAGAGUCCACUAGUUCCUCAAGAUGAAGGAGCCCUGGGCUAGGGCACGGUUAGUACACAGUGGCAGAGCACUUCCUCCCUUGCCCCCACACUUGCCACUCCACCCCCAGACCUACCACCCCCACCCUUGCCACCCUCACCCCAGACUUAACCACCCCCAUUCCAGGCUUGCUUUUUGAUUGCUACUUCCUAAUUUGGGGGAGUGUUUUUGUUGCUAUUUUGAGGCAGAGUCUCACUGGCUUCAGACUUUCAUCCCUCCUGCCCUAGCUUUACAAAUACUGGGAUCACUGAUAUGUGUCACCAUGCCUGGUAGAUUGCUGUAAUUUUUAAAAUAGAUUUUUAUAUAUAUAACUAGUUUAUAUAUAGAGAGAGACUAGAUUUACAUAUAAAUCUAGUUUAAAAUAUAGUUAUAUAUAUACACAUGUGUGUGUAUAUAUGUGUGUGUAUAUAUAUACAUAUAUAUAUAUAUAUAAUUUUUAGAAUCAGCCCCAUUUUCACCAAUAGAGGGAAUUUCACUGCUGCUCACCUCAUCCUGGAAUUAAAGUGUUUCAUGUUGCUCUUUUUUUUUUCUUCCUGAUUGUAAUGAAAUCUUAACGUCUCUGCUAGGGGCAAUCCCAGGCCAGUGGAAUGGACAGGGUGGAGGUAGUGGUUAUUAAUGAAGAAUCUCUGUCUGUCUGUCCUUGUCAUCCGGAAGAUGAGGGGCAUUGACUACACUGGAGCACUUUAAUCUGAAGGGCAAGACUGUCACUUGAUUUAUCUAAUUACCUGUUAAGGUCCACACCUAUUUUUAUUUAAUCCCUCCUACAAUACUAGGGACCACUGCAAAUCUCUGAGGUGGUUUGUAUUUUUUUUUUUUUAGCGUUGCAAAAUUCAUUAAUACGCCUAUAAAGGAAACUAUAUUCACUUGAACUCUGAAAAUGUACAUGUAUAUGUCUGCUCUGCAUCGUGUUUUUUUUUACUUGAUAAAAAUGCAUUUUUACUGUGAUAACCUAAGUGCAUGGGGGAGGGGAGGGCACCGGUUCUGUUAACAACAAGUCUGGAGGGCUCUGCUGCUCCUGAGACCUUUGGUAUGUUACUGGGUCAGCACCAGAGAGGACCAUCUAGGUGGGGUGAAUUCCUGGGCUCUGAAAUGCCACUUGGGAACUCUGGAGAACUAAGAGUGGUUUGCCUCAAGGGCUUGACUGGAAAACAUUGGCAUUUCCAACCUAGCUGUAGCUCAGAGUACAUAGAGGCCACAACUAUUCAAUGACUGUUCUUGAAUGUGCAUUUGGGGGCUGAGGGAAGCCUAUAGGAAGCCGAGUCUGUGUUGAGCCACUGGCGGGGGCAGAGGUUGGUGAUGUGGAGAGCCCUGGAGCUACUGAAGCUGGCCACUGGCUCGUGCCUGUAGCUACUCCUGAAGCCAACAUGAGGAGCCCUGGAAGGGCCUGCGCUCUGGAAAAAAAGAGGGGCUUUUUCCUUGCCCUUGCCUGGCUGCCUCCAGAAAGCCCAGCCAAGGGCGUGAGGGAGCACUGGAUUAAAUACCAGCAGACUCCAGUUGGAGGUCAGUUUCCUGAAAAACAGUGGCCCAAGUGUUUCAUACCAUCUUAUUCUUAACCUUGGCACAUGUCCUGGCCUCCCUGUUUUAUUCCAGUAUGUUACAGGAAGGAACGAGCAACCCUGCCUUGUGCCAUGUUCCACAGCUGUGCACAUGUGCGAUAGAUGAGCCAUGUGCUUCCAGAUUCUAAGUUCUCAGGGCACCAAGAGAGGCUGGUCCAUGAUGCUUUCCCAGUUGCUCUUUUGAGGCCAGAGUUCUUCAUCCCUGUGUUUUUUUGUUUGUUUGUUUGUUUUGUUUUGUUUUUCUACUCAUCCCUGUGUUUUGUUUUUUUUUUUCCCCCAGUCAACCUUUCUUCGUUCCCUUUACUUUCGUGGUGUUGGGGAUUAAACCCAGUGUCUUGUGCAGGUCAAUGCUGUGCUCUCCCACCGAGUUACACCCGCAGCCAGUCCUCCACCCUGCUUUGUGAUGCUUUAUCUUUGUCUUUUUAGGCAGGUUCUCACGUAGCCCAGGUUAGCCUCUGCCUCCCCUUCACGUGCUGGGAAUAUCAGGAUGCCACCACUCCCAGCUUUUUCUUUAUUCUUUUGGCGGUGGAGUAGGGUACUGAUUAUUAAGGAUCCUUCAAGACUGAAAAGCAGUCAGUUGCCUUAGAUGGCAAACAUGAACCCACGCCAACCCCAACUCUGGAUUCUCCUACCUGCUUUGUGAGCUACUGAGUUGACUUUCCUCUUCAACUGCAGGCUCAGUGGUGUUUUAAAUUACAGGAUUACUGUUCCCUGGGUGUUGCUUUGGGGAUUUUGAAGUUGACUGGUACUGCUUUUAAGAAAUACCUAAGAUGGGCAGUGGUGGCGCACGCCUUUAAUCCCAGCACUCGGGAGGCAGAGGCAGGCGGAUCUCUGUGAGUUCGAGGCCAGCCUGGUGUACAGAGUUCCAGGAUGGCCAGUACUGUUACACAGAGAAACCCUGUCUCGAAAAACGAAACAAAAAGAAAUACCCAAGGGAUUAGGCGUGUAGCUCAGUUAGUGCGGUGCCUGCUUUACACACACAAAGCUCUAGGUUUGAUCCCACCCUCCUCUCACCCUCCUCUCACCCCCUCCCACCCCUGUACUACAUAGACUGAGCAUUGUGGUGUCCACCUGUAAUCCCAGCCAACACUUGGGAGGUGGAAACAGUGUGACCCGAGGUUCCACUUCAUCCUCAGCAGCACAGGCAUUUUAAAUCAGGUGGGGAUAUGUGAGACCUUGUCUUAAAAUUAAAAAGAAAAAAACCUUAAAGUUUUCUAACACUAAAUAAAAAGAUACUUCUUUCAAAGA